Sphaerodactylus townsendi is the source of this 4031-nucleotide messenger RNA. It is a transcript of the gene NPC1L1, whose product is annotated as NPC1 like intracellular cholesterol transporter 1. Gene Ontology annotation, cellular component: membrane. The transcript has 20 exons. The record is from RefSeq and is a predicted model, not a curated record. Bases 1 to 3960 code for a protein of 1319 amino acids. Gene Ontology annotation, molecular function: lipid carrier activity. Lineage: Eukaryota; Metazoa; Chordata; Lepidosauria; Squamata; Sphaerodactylidae.
AUGCUGAGCGCCUUCUUAGUCCCCCUGUUGCUGAGCAGGAUGGAACCAGGCCUGACCGCUGCUCCUACACACACCCAUAGUGCUGGAUACUGCGCCUUCUAUGAGACCUGUGGCAGGAACCCUGAGGUUACAGGAAUUGUGCCUGCCAUUGUGCCUUGUGUCUCCAACACGAAAGCCGUGCAGCUGUCCGGCAACCAUCUCGAACUCCUGAAGUCGAUCUGCCCUAUGCUGUACAAAGGGGACAAUGACACCUUUGCCUGCUGCUCUGCACAACAGCUGCAAUCGUUGAGGAUCAGCCUCGCCAUGUCCCAAGGAAUUCUCUCUCGAUGCCCAUCGUGUGUCGAGAACUUUGUCAACCUCUACUGCCAGAACACCUGCAGCCCAAAUCAAAGCCAAUUCAUCAAUAUCACUCGUUUCUUUAACACCACCAUUGAUGGCCAACCAAAGCAGGGCGUCUUGGAGUACCAAUGCUUCUACAAUCAGGGUUUCGCUGACCGGUCCUUCAACUCUUGUAAGGGUGUCCGUUUGCCAGCUACUGGUGGCUAUGCUAUAGGUGCCAUGUGUGGCAAAUACGGGGCCACUUUGUGCAACACUCAGCGGUGGCUGGAUUUCCAGGGGGACUCAGGCAAUGGCCUGGCUCCUUUAGAGAUCGCGUUCCACUUGAUGCCAAAUCACUCCGUUGUUGGGGGUGGCAUUGUGCCACUCAAUGAGACUACUUGGAAGUGUAGUGAACCUGUCAGAGGGACUGGGGACAGAUGCUCCUGCCCAGACUGCCCUGAUUCUUGUCCCCAGAUCCAAUCUCCUACACCUAAGCCUCCACCCUUUACAGUAGGUAAAAUUAAUGGGAACUUAUUUGUGUUCCUGCUUCUCUCCUGCCUUCUCACGGCGGUUUUUCUGUCCAUUCUGGUGUGGCAAAAUUGUUCCUCAGCUAAGAAAGCAAAAAAUCAGAGCCCCAAGUUGGUGAGGAACAAGUUAACCUGUUCUGAGAAGCUUAGCCAGGUUAUCCACAACUUCCUGACUAGAACUUUCAGUAGAUGGGGAACACUGAUGGCCUCUUACCCUAUCACAGUUAUUGUCAUUUCAACAGUGGUGGUGGUUGCACUCUCCUGCGGAAUGGUAUUUAUCCAACUUACCACAGAUCCUGUAGAGUUGUGGUCCUCCCCUGACAGCCGGGCCCGACAGGAGAAGGACUUCUAUGAUCAGAACUUUGGGCCUUUCUUCCGGACCAACCAGGUAAUCCUGACAGCCAAGGGCCGUGCCAACUACACCUAUGAUUCUCUCAUCCUGGGCAAGAAGAACUUCAACGGGAUUUUGUCCAUGGAUGUGUUGCUGCAGCUGCUGCAGCUGCAGACAAAGCUGCAAAACAUUGAGGUCUGGUCCGAAAAGCAUGGCAGGACUAUUUCUCUUCAAGAUGUCUGCUAUGCACCCUUGAACCCCCAAAAUGCCAGCCUCUCUGAUUGCUGUGUCAACAGCCUGUUGCAGUAUUUCCAGAACAACGACACGCGCCUCAGUAUGACGGCUAACCAGACAAUGAAAGGAGAGACGGGCACGGUGGACUGGAGAGACCACUUCCUCUACUGUAUAAACUCACCACUCUCCUUCCAAGACAUCACAGAACUGAAGCUGAGUUGUAUGGCAGACUAUGGAGCGCCUGUGUUUCCAUUCCUGGCAGUAGGGGGUUACCCAGGAGAGGAAUACUCUGAGGCUCAGGCACUCAUCCUUACCUUUUCCUUGAACAACUACCCCAAAAGCAACCCCCGUUUUGAUAUGGUGAUGUUGUGGGAGAAGCGAUUCCUGGAGAUUGUACAGGAAUUCCAGAAGCAAUAUGUUGACGAGUAUUCUGUUGCCUACAUGGCUGAGCGCUCCCUGGAGGAUGAAAUUAGCCGCACCACCUGGGAAGACCUUAGUAUCUUUGGUAUCAGCUAUCUGGUGAUCUUUGCAUACAUCACGCUGGCUUUGGGCGAGUACUCCAGCUUCAGACGUCUCCUGGUAGACUCCAAGAUUACACUAGGACUCGGUGGAAUCCUGGUGGUGCUGGGAGCUGUGAUAUCCUCUUUGGGAUUUUUCUGUUAUGUGGGAUUGCCCUCUUCCCUCAUAAUUAUCGAGGUUGUUCCCUUCCUGGUCUUAGCAGUUGGUGCUGAUAACAUCUUCAUCUUUGUGUUGGAGUACCAGCGCUAUCCGCGCCAGCCGUUAGAGAGCAGGGAGCAAUACAUUGGACGAGUGCUGGGGAAUGUGGCUCCCAGCAUGCUCCUGUGCAGUCUUUCUGAAGCCAUCUGCUUCUUCCUGGGUGCCUUGUCGGACAUGCCGGCAAUUCGGACUUUUGCCCUCAACUCUGCUGUGGCUCUCCUGUUUGACUUCUUGCUUCAGAUGACCGCAUUUGUGGCCCUGCUGUCCCUGGAUGCCCGCAGGCAGGAGGCGUCCCGUUUUGACAUGUGUUGCUGCGUUCGCCUGGAGAAAGGGCAGGUGAAAAAGCACAAGAGCUUCCUUCGCUCUUUCACAAGGCGGGUCUACGUUCCUGUCUUGUUCAACUGCCUGGUCCGGAUCCUGGUGAUCGUGCUCUUCAUCUUUAUGUUCUGUGCGGGGAUCGUCCUGAUGCUCAAUGUCCAGGUGGGGCUGGAUCAGGAGCUGUCAGUUCCAGAGGACUCAUACAUGUUGAAGUACUUUAAGUACCUGAACCAGUAUUUUAUGGUCGGUCCUCCAACCUACUUUGUCACCACUGGAGGCUACAACUUCUCCUCGUAUGAUGGAAUGAAUGGUGUCUGUUCCAGCACAGGAUGUGAUAAUAACUCCUUGACCCAGAAGAUCCAAUAUGCCACAGAGUUCCCCCAAGAGUCUUUCUUGGCCAUCCCUGCCUCUUCGUGGGUAGAUGACUUCAUAGACUGGCUGAAUCCCAUCUCCAGCUGUUGUCGCAUACAUACAUCUGGAGAACUGGAGGGCCAGUUCUGUCCCUCUACAGACGCGAAUUCAAAAUGCCACAAGUGCAUGAAGAUUACAAUCAACACUCUCCGGCCUGAUGUGGAACAAUUCAACAAAUUCCUGCCCUGGUUUCUCAAUGACAUCCCUAACCUUAAUUGUCCCAAAGGGGGCCGUGGUGCUUAUGACACAUCAGUACGGGUUGGACCAAAUGGAGAAAUCCAGGCUUCCCGGUUCAUGGCCUAUCACACACCCAUCAGAAACUCGCAAGAGAACACAGCGGCACUGAAGGCUGCACGGGAGUUGUCAGACAGCAUCACAGCCAGUAUGCGUGAAGUACCAGGCACGGACCCCAGUUUCCAAGUCUUCCCAUACACGAUCACCUAUGUGUUUUUUGAGCAGUACUUGACCAUCACCGCGGCAGGCUUCAUCAACCUGGCCCUCUGCUUGGCACCCACAUUUCUAGUGUGCUUUAUCCUGUUGGGCUUGGACUUGCGCUCCGGCUUAAUCAACUUGGUCACCAUCAUCAUGAUUGUGGUGGACACCGUGGGAGCCAUGGCAUUGUGGGGGAUCUCCUACAAUGCUGUCUCUCUCAUCAACCUUGUAACGGCCGUCGGUAUUUCGGUGGAGUUUGUAUCCCAUAUCACCCGCACUUUUGCCAUCAGCACCAAGCCCACCAAGCUGGAAAGGGCCAAAGAGGCUACCAUUAAUAUGGGCAGUGCGGUUUUUGCUGGCGUGGCUAUGACCAACCUGCCGGGUAUUGUGGUCCUGGCCUUUGCCAAGGCGCAGCUGAUCCAGCUUUUCUUCUUCCGCCUCAACCUCAUCAUCACCAUUCUUGGCAUGUUGCACGGCCUCGUUUUCCUGCCUGUCGUCCUCAGCUAUUUUGGACCCAAUGCCAGCCAGGCUUGGGUACAGGCACAACAGAAGAGAGUGGGCAGCCUGGCCAUGAGCAAUCCUGCUUUUGAAGGAAAAGAGAGCCAGAAUGGAGUCUCUCCUGGACACUUCCAGCCUCAGGUUACAGGCUCAGCUUCCAAAGAAAAUCAUUAAGAGGAAAAGGGCCUGGACAGCCACUGUACAGGAAGAGUCGGCUCCCAGUGCCUGACAUACUUUUUGGGAAG